Molecule: messenger RNA, 713 nt
Organism: Cynara cardunculus var. scolymus (artichoke)
Lineage: Eukaryota; Viridiplantae; Streptophyta; Magnoliopsida; Asterales; Asteraceae
Exons: 2
Coding region: 34-495 (153 amino acids)
Source: RefSeq, a predicted model, not a curated record
GAGUAUGAGGUUUAAGUAGAGUAGAAUAUAGAGAUGGGGCCUACAAUGGCGGACUUUUAUUUGCCGCGUAAAAUAUCGGAAAGCAGAGUCCUCUUUCUAUUACGCCGUAUAUAUAGCAGUUAUACCUGUUCCAAUUUCCAACACCCCUCUUUCCCCAUUUAUUCCCUCUCUCUCUCUCUCUCUCUCAACAAAAAUUCUCACUUCCAAAAAACCCCUCUUCACCCAAUCGCUUCUACAUCCUUGAAAUUGGAGAUCAGAUCUGGAUUUGUUCCUUUCACUAUGAAGAAACCAGGCUUCUUAGCAGCCUCCAUGGCCGCCGCUUCCGCCAUCACUGGCACCAAUCUCAAAAAUCAACCUUCUCUCCAGGAUCAUGGAUCAUCGAGCAAACUCAAUGAAGAUUCGUCGCCGGAGAAGACAAACUGUUGCUCGGAGAAAUUUGCGCCUCGGUUUGACGGAUUGAGGUUUAUAGAAACGCUGGUAACUGCUCAUCGAUGACAGGAAGCGUUUGGGAGGAUUUGGUUUUCUUGUGGGUUAAGUUUGCAUAGCAUAUCGAUGUAGUGGUGGUGUGAUUGGCUCCACAAAAUAGCAUUUAGCUGCUAUUCUCAGUUUGCAAAGUACCAAACACUUAGAAACCAUUCGAUAUCUUUUACUCCACUUUUUUAAUUUUCAUAUUUUAAUUAAACAUGUAAUCUAAUAAAAAUAUUUGAUUACUC